Caenorhabditis angaria is the source of this 2540-nucleotide messenger RNA. The record is from the annotation of a GenBank genome assembly. NCBI's taxonomy places the organism in Eukaryota, Metazoa, Nematoda, Chromadorea, Rhabditida, Rhabditidae.
AUGCUUUUCACAUUUUUUAUCGCCAUUUUCUUAUUUCUACUCGCCUGGAAAAUGUUGGUUUUCUAAAUAUUUUCAAAAAAAAAAAAAAUUUAUUAGUUUGGAUUUUUCACGUGACCUUUAGGUGGAUUUUGAGUAAAUUGACCUUUCAAAUUUAUUCUGAGCCAUUUCGAGAUUGUAUUUUAAUCCAAUCCAAUCCAAAAAAAAAAAUAAAUAAACGAGCAAACACGCUCUUUCGCUAAUGGUCAACACAAAACUUUUAUUAUUACACCCGAGAAAUGGGAAAAAGAAAAGUGUCUCCUCGUGGACUCUUCUCUACGACUAUGUGCGCAAACUAUUUAUUGUUGUGGUUUUGUACGUUGAAUACCAUUUUAGUUUAUACAUUCAACGAAACGCACAAAAACGCCAACAUACGCAGGUUUGCACACUAAUGGGAAACGCAUUGUGUUGUUGUUGUCAUAAAUCGAACGAAGAGCAGAAUGCGCAACUAACUGAUGUGAUAUUAUCAAGACAGCCGCCAGUUUCAGGUGAGAAUCUCUUUGAGAAUGACAUUUUCAUGUUUUUUAAGCAAGUGAGUUGAAAUAUUGGGUUUUAAUGUCAUUCAUAUGAUAGAAUGGUCUAAGACGAACAUAAUGAUAUAAAUUUUUAUGACUUUACCUUAUCCAUAAAUGAUUUAGCGACAUUUAGUCAAUCGACUCGGCUUAUCGACUAAACGUCGCUAAAUCACUUAUGGAUAACGUAAAUUCAUAAAAAUUUAUAAUAAUUCUGUUCGUCUUAAACCAUUCUAUCAUAUGAAUAGAAUUAAAACCCAAUAUUUCAACUAACUUGCUUAAAAAACAUGGAAAAACUAUACUGAUUGUGAGACCCAAAAACCCGUUCAAUUUGCAGAAAACACUCGCGGAAAUUUGCUCGUCUUUAUCAAUCCGCACAGUGGACGCGGAAAGAGUUUGGAAACUUUUGUAAAUACAGUUGCACCACGUUUAGACAAAAAUUCGAUUAGAUAUGAAGUGGUUAUCACAAGUAAGUUAUUUUCAACAAGGAGAAGCAGGUGGUAUAUUCAGAAUUUGCCUCAAAGUUGCUAAACACGAGUUUUUUUCUCAAAUUUCAACUUUUCUCGCAACUGUGAGACAAUUCUGAAUAUAUCCUCUGAUUCGUCUUUUUUCGAGGAACAAGGAGAACUAUUUAAUUUUUCAUGAAACCCAUUUUUAACUGUGUAACUUUGUAAAAAAAAAAAAAAAAGCUGAAAAUUCAUGAAAUGACACUGUGCCCGGAACGCGACAGCAGAGAAAAUGUUUUGCCUCUACCCUUUUCUCAUACUCUCUCGUGUGUCUCUUUUUCUCUCGCGUCUCUUUACAACCCCACACACUCUCGCUGAAAACUGACUUUUGAAUAAAAACCGCAAUUUAAAAGCUUGAAACUCGGAAUUUCGAAGAAGUAAGAUGAUUAUCAGAAAGAGGAAGAGUAGUAGAACGCAGAGAUAUGAAAUUCACCCAAAAAAGUUCUGGAAACGGCUUUCAAACACGGGUUUGAAAAAAGUAAAUUUCUAUUUUUCAAUUUUUUUUCAUCCAAAAAUGAAUUUUUCCAACAUUUUCGUAACAAAUCUUGUAGAGAAGGUUAAGCUGGUUAGAUUCCAAUAUCAAAGUCUUAACAAUGAUAGCUACUUCAUGAAAUUAUCGCUCUCAAAGUUUCAUACAUGGGCAAGUUUUGGCAGAAAACCAUGAGUUCAAAUGAACAUUAUUUGAAAUUGUGUUUUAACAACAAUAUAAUAUAGGUCUUUCUCUUUCAAAUGAUGUAUAAAACUUCAGCUUUUUGGAAAUAAUUCGAUGAGAAAAUCCAGAUUUGGUUUCAGAAGUUUUUUCCCCAGAAAAAAAAAAAGAAUGGCCGAGAUUUUUUGUUCUGGCCGAACUAAUCGGAAACUCGGCCAUUGUUGCGCUCAGGGCACAGUGAAUGAACCGCCUUAGUCCGCAAACACGGCGACGCGCAAAUGCACACAAACACGCCUACCGUAUCCCUAUUUUUUUUUAUUUUUCAGCCGGUCCAAAUCACGCCAAAACCUAUUUAUCCACCAAAAAAGACCUUGGAAAAUUCAACGGAAUUGUGAUUUUAUCCGGAGAUGGUCUAGUCUUCGAAGCCCUCAAUGGCCUAAUGUUACGCGAUGACGCUUUUCAAAUGUUCCCAUCGUUGCCAAUUGGAGUUAUCCCAAGUGGCUCAGGAAAUGGCCUGCUCUCAUCGAUUUUGGCAAAGUAUAAAGAAUCACUGGAGCCGAAAAAUGUGAUGACAAAGGCGAUCGAAUUUGUGACAUCGCCUAGUGCAAAAGCUGAAGCGGUUGCGCUUUUGCAAAUCAAAACUGAUACGGCGGAUUUGGUUGGAUUUUUGAGUAUUGGAUGGGGUUUGAUGGCGGAUAUUGGUGAGUUUUUGCUUUGGAAGUGUACUUUUUUGUUAACAAGUUUAUUUUUGCAGAUAUUGAAAGUGAAAGAUGGAGAAAAUCACUUGGUGCACAUCGAUUUACCGCAAGCGGUUUCAUCAGAAGUGCAUGUAAGUGA